This is a messenger RNA of Cheilinus undulatus (humphead wrasse), 1573 nucleotides long. RefSeq names its product mucin-22-like. Bases 50 to 1573 code for a protein of 507 amino acids. The transcript has a single exon. The record is from RefSeq and is a predicted model, not a curated record. NCBI's taxonomy places the organism in Eukaryota, Metazoa, Chordata, Actinopteri, Labriformes, Labridae.
CAAAUCUCCCACAGCCUCCUCAUUAUUCAGCACAGAGACACCAUCAGCAAUGCCAGUCAAAGGUGAUGACAGGACUGUGAUAGGUGAAACAGAGAGUCCCUUGGUAACACCUUUUUCAGGGACACCAGUGUUUGGCACUGUAAUGAGUCCAACAGAUGAGGAUGUUUCAGGUGACCAAGCUUCAACAAUGUUCACAAUGACCUCCCAGGCCACAGCUCCAUCUUCACCAUAUAGCACAGAGGCAACAACAACAUCUUCUGUAACAUCAUCUUCAGUUUCAGAGGAAAGUGAGAAGAGUACAAGUGGUGAAACCACAAGAGUGCAGUCCAGUCCUUCCUUCAGUGAAUCAACAAUAACACCUGACGGAACAUCCCUGCUUUCAACCACCUUUAUUGAGAGUUCAGGGGACGGCACAACCGAUUUCACUGAUGAGUCCCUUAUUCCAGCAACCACUGCCUCCUCAUUUUCCAGCACUGUGUCUCCACAUGUUACAUCAUCACUUGCAACUGACACAAGUGGUUCAACCAAAACAUUUGUCACAGCUGCUUCAUCUCUGUACAGUACUGAGAGACCGACUUCUAUGUCACCUGAUAGUGACCAGACUCGUUCCACAAGUGAGACUGAGACGUUAUCAGCUACUCCAAGCUCUAGCUCUACAACAACAGAGGAGGACAUCUCAGGAGCGCAGACAAGUGAGGUCUCAGUCCAAGAAACCAAAUCUUCCACAGCCUCCUCAUUAUUCAGCACAGAGACACCAUCAGCAAUGCCAGUCACAGGUGACGACAAGCCUGUGACAGGUGGAACAGAGAGUUCUUCAGUAACACCUUUUUCAGGGACACCAGUGGUUGGCACUGUAGUGAGUCCAACAGAUGAGGAUGUUUCAGGUGACCAAGCUUCAACAAUGUUCACCAUGACCUCCCAGGCCACAGCUACAUCUUCACCAUAUAGCACAGUGGCAACAACAACAAUAUCUUCUGUAACAUUGUCUUCAGUUUCAGAGGAAAGUGAGACGAGUACAAGUGGUGAAACCACAACAGUGCAGUCCAGUCCUUCCUUCAGUGAAUCAACAAUAACACCUGACGGAACAUCCCUGCUUUCAACCACCUUUAUUGAGAGUUCAGGGGACGGCACAACCGAUUUCACUGAUGAGUCCCUUAUUCCAGCAACCACUGCCUCCUCAUUUUCCAGCACUGUGUCUCCACAUGUUACAUCAUUCCUUGAAACUGACACAAGUGAUUCUCCAAAACCAGCUGUCACAGCUGCUUCAUCUCUGUACAGUACUGAGAGACCAACUUCAAUGUCACCUGAAAUUAAAGAGACUCCAUCCACAAGUGAGACUGAGACGUUAUCAGCUUCACCACGGUCUAGAUCUACAACAGAAGAGGAGGACAGCUCAGGAGCACAGACAAGUAAGGUCUCAGCCCAAGAAACCAAAUCUCCUGCAGCAUCCUCAUUAUUCAGCACAGAGACACCAUCAGCCAUGCCAGUCACAGGUGACGACAAGCCUGUGACAGGUGGAACAGAGAGUUCUUCAGUAACACCUUUUCAGAGACACCAGUGGUUGGCACUGUAG